GCCGUCAUCUUUUUGGCCCUCGUGAGCUGCUGUCGCUGUAAUCCCCGCCUUUGUGGAUAUAAAGCGGCUGCGCAGAAUCAGUCGGUCUUCUCCCACGUCAACCAGAGCAACGGCUGCGUCCCACUCCACAGGAACUCAUUGUGACGAAUCAUGGCCGACCAGAAGGAGCGUACAUUUAUCGCCAUCAAGCCCGAUGGCGUGCAGAGGGGCAUCAUCGGAGAGGUCAUCAAGAGGUUUGAGCAGAAAGGCUUCAAACUUGUCGGGAUGAAGAUGCUCCAUGCAUCUGAGGAACUCCUGCUGCAGCACUACAUCGACCUGAAGGAUAGACCAUUCUUCCCAACCCUCAUCAACUACAUGAGCUCUGGUCCAGUGGUUGCCAUGGUGUGGGAAGGCCAGGGUGCAGUGAAGACGGGCAGAGUGAUGCUGGGUGAGACCAACCCCGCUGACUCCAAGCCUGGAACCAUCAGAGGGGACUUCUGCAUCGACGUUGGCAAGAACAUCAUCCAUGGCAGCGACUCAGUGGAAAGUGCCAACAAGGAGAUUUCCCUGUGGUUCAAGGACGACGAGCUGGUCACCUACACGAGCUGUGCCUUCGCCUGGCUCUACUAAACCUCUGCAGCGCCCCCACACUCCUCAGGGGACCAGUGACACUUUUGCCUCAGUUUUUCCUGUUUUUUUUUUUUUUUUUUGCCCGUAGCCUAGAGGGCCGAAGAACUAACGUGUGAAGUUCUUCAUGUCCAACUCACAUUUCCAUCAGCCCUCUCCUCAUCGUCAUACUGUACUCGGAUGUCCAGAUCUAGUCCGGAUUCAUUCCUGAUCUCCUUCAUUCCUUUAGAAACAUUCCUCCAUCCCAUCGAUGUACAGUUAAUGACUCGUCCAGCCUUUGACUGUCAGUUUUGUUAAACAGUGAAUCUGCUUUCCAAUAAAACUGUACACAACA
Messenger RNA from Cheilinus undulatus (humphead wrasse), 940 nucleotides. RefSeq names its product nucleoside diphosphate kinase A2-like. The coding region runs from base 151 to 609 and encodes 152 amino acids. The transcript has 5 exons. The record is from RefSeq and is a predicted model, not a curated record. Gene Ontology annotation, molecular function: nucleoside diphosphate kinase activity. NCBI's taxonomy places the organism in Eukaryota, Metazoa, Chordata, Actinopteri, Labriformes, Labridae. Gene Ontology annotation, biological process: UTP biosynthetic process; GTP biosynthetic process; CTP biosynthetic process.